Rhinocladiella mackenziei CBS 650.93 is the source of this 1188-nucleotide messenger RNA. RefSeq lists its product as uncharacterized. NCBI's taxonomy places the organism in Eukaryota, Fungi, Ascomycota, Eurotiomycetes, Chaetothyriales, Herpotrichiellaceae. Gene Ontology annotation, biological process: retrograde vesicle-mediated transport, Golgi to endoplasmic reticulum. The transcript has a single exon. The coding region runs from base 1 to 1188 and encodes 395 amino acids. The record is from RefSeq and is a predicted model, not a curated record. Gene Ontology annotation, molecular function: SNAP receptor activity. Gene Ontology annotation, cellular component: SNARE complex; endoplasmic reticulum.
AUGUCGUUCUCCUUGACUCAGCGACUGCAAGCUCUCGCAGACUCUUACAAAGAAACCUUGAAUUUGAUCCAAGAACUACGAAAAUUCUCUCCCGCAUCAUACCCAGAUGGAGAUCGAGCAGAAAGAAGACUGGAACUUGCGACUGAAAUUCAUGACAGGUUGAAAGAGCAGGAAGACACUCUAGACAUCCUCAGGCAAGAACUUGAAGACGAAUCAGCACCAUCCUCGCGACGAGAUCGACCGUCCUCUCCCGGAGACAGCGAACGCGAGCGAAAUGCGGACUUGGUGGCCCGACUUACUGAAGAUUUGAAAAGUGCCAGAUCCAAUUUCAGGCGGGCACAACUUCAGUCAAAGAGAAAUGCUGAUAAUGAGAAGCGAAAAGAGAGGGAGCAGCUAUUUGCUGAGCGAAAGGACAGUGGUCAACCUCGAGGACGUGCCACGCACGAGAAGUUGACCCAGGAUGAACUUGCUUUGCGAGCGGCUGACGACGUUACGAUGGCUCUGAGGAGAGUUCAUAAUCAGUUGGAAGGGGAGUUGUCGCGAUCACAAUUCGCCCAGCAGACUUUAGAGGAGAGUCAGCAAGCACUGGAGAGUCUGUCUCAGAGCUACGUUGGCACAACCGAUUUGCUGAAGUCCUCGAGGGGAUUCGUGAGCCAGUUAGUUCGCAGCAAUAAAAGCGACACUUGGUUUUUAAGAAGUUCCUUCUACAUUUUGGCGGCAACGAUAUGUUGGCUCUUUUAUCGGCGAAUUCUUUUUGGUCCGAUGAUGUUAUUUAUCUGGUGGCCUUUGCGAAUGAUUUGGUGGUUCGCAACGACGAGCCUUGGGGCUAUGGGGCUUGGGAGAGUUGAGCUUGCAUCAUCACCGGCUCCAAUACCCUCUUUGUCAGUCUCUGUGCCUGGUGUGAACGCAAAAGGAAUGCCGACACAUAAUCCCAACAUGAAGUUUAAGAGUAUGGAACUUCCAGCAAAAGGAGGAGGGUGGGAAAGGCCACCUGCACAUGUGCAGCAGCCUACCCCCGAGGAGAGCGUUGUCGAAACAAUAAGUCGCAUGAUAGAAGACCACGGGACCAAUAUGGAUGAUUUAUCGGGAGAGGAACGGAAAACUCAACAGGAGCAGCCGCGAAAUUCCAAAAAGCGAAUGAUGGAGGUGGAAAUUGAAACUCCGGGGGUAUCAAGAGACGAAUUAUAA